UGUUGCACCCGGAAGUUUACACUGCAACGUACUAGCAGCAGUGUUUUGGAUUAGCUUAGUCGGUUUCUUCCAACGUUUCUUUCUCUGCGGCGCCUUUCUAGCCAAAGCAACAAUGUCUGAAAGAAAAGUCUUGAAUAAAUACUACCCUCCGGAUUUCGAUCCGUCCAAAAUCCCCAAGCUUAAACUCCCCAAAGAUCGUCAGUAUGUGGUCAGAUUGAUGGCUCCAUUCAAUAUGAGGUGUAAAACAUGUGGCGAGUACAUCUACAAGGGAAAGAAGUUCAAUGCACGUAAAGAGACUGUUCAGAAUGAGUUGUACAUGGGACUGCCAAUCUUCCGUUUCUACAUCAAAUGUACUCGGUGUCUUGCUGAGAUUACAUUUAAGACUGACCCAGAGAACACAGACUAUGCAAUGGAGCAUGGUGCAACGCGAAACUUCCAGGCAGAGAAACUUAUUGAGGAAGAGGAGAAGAGAAUCCAAGAGGAGAGGGAAGAAGAGGAACUCAACAACCCCAUGAAGGUGUUGGAGAACCGCACAAAGGAUUCCAAGAUGGAGAUGGAGGUUCUGGAGAACCUCCAGGAGCUGAAGGAGCUGAACCAGAGGCAGGCUCAGGUGGACUACGAGGGAAUGAUCAGCCAGUACAGAGAGCUUGAGAAAAGAGAGAAGGAAAGAGAGAAAGAAGAAGAUGAACGUGAAACAAAAGAGAUGUUGGACCGAGCCCUUGUGAAAAGACUCAGAGACUCCGACUCUGAUUCAGAAAGCGAAGAGGAGAGCAGCAGCGCACAAUCAAUGACGUCCAGCUCAGACAAACCAACAGACAUCCUCACUACUGACAAACCACCUGAGGCACAGGGAGCCUCAGCUGCAGGAGUGAAGAGAGCCAAGACGGAGAGCUGGGAGAGGAGUGUCGGGACGCUGGGCAGUAAAGGAGCGCUCGGCUCCCUGGUCGUACGAAAGAAAACUGCAGUGACGGUCAGCAAACCCAGUCCAGUGGUGACGACUGCUGCUCCCACCUCUCAGUCAGAUUCAAAGGCACCGACGGCCAACUCCACUAAUGCGUCUAAACCCGUCGCCACACAGAACGGCUCGUCAUCUCUCAGCCUGCUGGGGGCGUAUUCAGACAGUGACAGCAAUGACAGCGAAUGAGGAGAAGAUGACAUGAGUGACUGACACGCAAUUAUAUAAGUGGUGCAGAAAGGAACAUAAUGAUAUGGGUCUUUCUGUAAUAUUGUACAGAAAAUGAAAUCCUGUAUGAACCAGUUAGUGGGUGUUGGUGGGUGGUUGUUAGCAGAGAUCCUAUUGUCAGCAGCCCAAAUCCAGUAAAACAAGAACAAUUUUAGAAGAUCCACUGAAAAAUAAACCUGUUUUUCUUGAGACUUUAACCUUGAAAAAUAUGUUUGAAUCUAUGAGGCAAAUCUGCCCUGUGAAAGUGUCCGCUGUAUAUUUUAGUGUUUAUUAAAAUCUGUUUACUCCUUUGCACCUGA
Messenger RNA from Stegastes partitus (bicolor damselfish), 1482 nucleotides. Its product is annotated as coiled-coil domain-containing protein 94-like. NCBI's taxonomy places the organism in Eukaryota, Metazoa, Chordata, Actinopteri, Pomacentridae. The transcript has 8 exons. Gene Ontology annotation, cellular component: U2-type catalytic step 1 spliceosome. The record is from RefSeq and is a predicted model, not a curated record. The coding region runs from base 113 to 1144 and encodes 343 amino acids. Gene Ontology annotation, biological process: mRNA splicing, via spliceosome.